ACCCACAACCACACACACCAAACCGCGCGCAUUUCAAACCCGGGGAGGGGCAAGCAGCACCCUCUUGAUUUGCCUCCAAAAACACUAGCCUCCUGCCUCUGAGCACAAUGCUCACCACUGCACAAAGCAGGCAGCACCAUGCAUUCGAGAAGAACCCUGGCCACAUGAAGAACAUGGACAGGAAGCUGCAGCAGGCCAUGAGCCAUGCAGGCAGCAAGUACAUGCAGAGGAUCUACCCUCUGGGCAGCAUCCAGAGGAGCAGCUCCAACCUCACAUUGUCGUCCCUCUCCCUGUCGCAGAACUCCAAUGACUCCUCGCUCAGCAGCUCGAACACCAGCUGGGAGCCCAAGGUGCCGCUGCUCUAUGGCGGCACGUUCAGCCCCUGGGGUGAUGUGCUGGUGUCUCUGGAGAGGAGGACGGAGGAUGACAAGGUUAGUGACCAUGAUGUUGAAGGAGGGGAGGAGUUUGAUUGCAGUGAGCCAGGGAGCUUGCAUAGGUGCAGCUGGAUCACCAAGAACAGUGAUGAGGCAUAUGUUCAGUUCCACGACGAGUUCUGGGGCGUCCCUGUGUACAACGACAACCGCCUCUUCGAGCUGCUGGCGCUGUCAGGGAUGCUCAUAGACCACAGCUGGACGGAGAUACUCAAGAGGAGAGACAUGUACAGGGAGGUGUUCGCCGACUUCGAUGCCGGCGCGGUGGCGAAGAUGGAUGAGACCGACAUCGCCGAGAUAAGCGGCAACAAGGAGCUCAAGCUGGUGGAGUGCAGGGUGCGCUGCAUCCUUGAGAACGCCAAGUGCAUUCAGAAGGUGGCAAAGGAGUUUGGGUCGUUCAGCGGGUACAUGUGGGGGCACGUGAACCACCGGCCGCUGGUGGGCAAGUACAAGCACCACAAGUGCAUCCCGUUCCGGACGCCCAAGUCGGAGGCGGUGAGCAAGGACCUCGUCCGGCGAGGGUUCCGCCUCGUCGGCCCCGUCAUCGUCUACUCCUUCAUGCAGGCCGCCGGCAUGGUCAUCGACCACCUCGUCGACUGCUUCCGGUUCCCCGAGUGCGUCCGCCUCGCCGAGCGCUCAUGGGGCAUCACCAACGUCGCCGCGUAGCAGCCGGCCGGUCGAUGGCUUACUUGCUCGGCGUUGCAAAAUUUGUACACAUCUUUUGUUAUUUUGAUCUUCCUGUUUGGAUUUGGUAACGCUUGAAUUGUGCACUGUGUGAGAUGUAGAGUACUGCUAAGUUAUGAUGCAAUGGUUUUCUCUUCUCUUCCCACUUGAAAAGUAGCGAAAAAAUUGAUUGUAUGUCUUAAAGUUAAUCAACUUUUGAUAAUAUAUCUGAAGUUAAUUAUUAUUUUAUCA
Molecule: messenger RNA, 1346 nt
Organism: Phragmites australis (common reed)
Lineage: Eukaryota; Viridiplantae; Streptophyta; Magnoliopsida; Poales; Poaceae
Exons: 5
Coding region: 108-1097 (329 amino acids)
Biological process (GO): base-excision repair
Molecular function (GO): DNA-3-methyladenine glycosylase activity
Source: RefSeq, a predicted model, not a curated record